Molecule: messenger RNA, 1302 nt
Organism: Schistosoma guineensis
Lineage: Eukaryota; Metazoa; Platyhelminthes; Trematoda; Strigeidida; Schistosomatidae
Source: the annotation of a GenBank genome assembly
AUGUCGCUUGAAAAAGGCAUACAGUUAGUCACUCUCGCAACGAAUGAGGACAAAGCAAAGAAUUAUGAGCAGGCACUCAGAUAUUACGAACAUGCAAUUGAAUAUUUCAUCCAUGCCAUUAAGUAUGAGGCUCCAAGUGAUCGAGCUAAAGAAUCUAUUCAGCUCAGUUGUGCGCGGUACCUUGACAGGGCUGAGCAAAUAAAGAAGUACAUGGCCUCAAAGUCCCGUGAAAAAAGCGAAGCAAACUCUGGUGGUACAAGGGAAAAGAAAAGAGAUGAUUCUGAUAAGGAAGACGGCGAAAAUUCACGUUUUCAACUUCAGUUGCAAGGAGCGAUAGUGACUGAAAAACCUAAUAUCAGCUGGGAUGAUGUCAUUGGUCUACAGUCAGCAAAGGAAGCUUUGAAGGAAGCGGUGAUUCUACCUAUAAAGUUUCCACACCUGUUCACUGGAAAGCGUACUCCUUGGAGAGGGAUUCUUCUUUACGGCCCACCUGGAACUGGUAAAUCAUAUUUGGCCAAAGCUGUUGCAACCGAAGCAAACAAUUCAACGUUUUUAUCCGUUUCAAGCUCAGAUUUGGUUAGUAAGUGGCUUGGUGAAUCUGAGAAAUUGGUGAGAUCACUAUUUGCAAUGGCUAGAGAACAAAAACCAAGUAUAAUCUUCAUCGAUGAAGUUGAUUCAUUAUGCGGGUCACGUAAUGACAACGAGUCCGAGUCUACAAGACGGAUAAAAACCGAAUUUCUUGUUCAAAUGCAAGGUGUCUGUUCGAAUAAUCAAAACGUCCUAGUGUUGGCAGCUACAAAUACUCCUUGGACUUUAGAUUCUGCUAUACGUCGUCGUUUUGAAAAGCGUAUAUAUAUUCCCCUUCCUGAAACAGGUGAACGUGUUAGUAUGUUCAAAACGAAUCUGGGGAACAUAUUUCAUAGUCUGGUAGAGAAAGACUUUAUUGAACUUGGGGCAAGGAGCACAGGUUAUUCAGGUGCGGACAUAUCAGUUGUUGUUCGGGAAGCUUUAAUGAUGCCCGUUCGGAAGGUUCAAACGUCAACACACUUUAAAUAUGUUACUGGUCCUUCUCCUACUGAUCCAUCAAAGAUCGUCAAUGAUCUUUUAAUGCCGUGCUCCCCGGGAGAUCAUGGUGCAAUAGAAAUGGAUUGGAAAAAAGUCCCAAGUGAUAAACUUAGAGAGCCUCCAGUUGCUAUGCAUGAUAUGUUGAGUUCAUUAGAACGAAAUAAGCCAACUGUAAAUGCUGAAGAUUUAGCAAAACAUCGUAAAUUUACAGAUGAAUUUGGACAAGAAGGAUCUUGA